AUAUAAAACCCUCACCCUCCCACAAUUAUCUCCAUUCAACAAUGGCGGAACAAGCACCAUCAGAUUUGCCCUACGAAGAAUUCGAACCUUUCUGCCAAUGGAAAAGGCUCGAAGACUGCGAUGUUCUUCAGGUUCAUCUCGCAGCAUUCAAGAAGGAAGAAUUGAGGGUUCGGAUCAAGAACAACUCCGUCCUUACAGUUUCCGGCGAGCGCCUAGCAGCCAAAGACGGGAAGAAGAUCCGAUUCAACAGAGAAAUCAAACUCCCAAAGGAUACAUUUCCUGGCAAAAUCUGUGCCAAAUUUGACGACUCUGUUCUUUCGAUUACGAUACCUAAGAAAGCCUCACCAAAAACAGACGCCUCGGAGACGAAACUAACAGCCUCCAUUGAUAAUGCUUGCCCUAGAAACUUCAUAUCCGGAGUAAAAUCUUCAUUAGCAAGGUUGAAAUUUAGCAAGGAAUCGGCUGUGGCUAUGGCGGUUGCGGGACUCAUGCUGGCCUCGGGAGCUUACUACUUGAUAGAAAACGCUGCGGAUUGAUUUCUGUAAUUCCUGUUAUUACUUUUUAAGCUAAAUUAAUAAAUUAAUAAAUUAAUAAA
Messenger RNA from Cucurbita maxima (winter squash), 595 nucleotides. RefSeq names its product 17.4 kDa class I heat shock protein-like. Gene Ontology annotation, biological process: protein folding; response to hydrogen peroxide; protein complex oligomerization. The transcript has 2 exons. Bases 42 to 536 code for a protein of 164 amino acids. NCBI's taxonomy places the organism in Eukaryota, Viridiplantae, Streptophyta, Magnoliopsida, Cucurbitales, Cucurbitaceae. The record is from RefSeq and is a predicted model, not a curated record.